Eriocheir sinensis (Chinese mitten crab) is the source of this 4168-nucleotide messenger RNA. Its product is annotated as insulin-like growth factor-binding protein complex acid labile subunit. The record is from RefSeq and is a predicted model, not a curated record. The coding region runs from base 875 to 2977 and encodes 700 amino acids. The transcript has 3 exons. Lineage: Eukaryota; Metazoa; Arthropoda; Malacostraca; Decapoda; Varunidae. Gene Ontology annotation, molecular function: protein binding.
CACUAGCACUUUUUCCAUGUUUCUUCCGCCCGCACUCCAGCAGCGAGCGGACGGGAUGGCUGGAGGGCGAGCGAGCGAGCGGGUGGGCAGCCACCCCACCCAUUCCAAAACCUGCUAUCCGGCAACCCUGGAGGGUCUGGAGUGGUGGCCGGCCUGAUGCUCGGCUGGAACAGUGGCCGCCUGAAGCCCGUGCGAGUAGGGAGCAACGAGUGACGUUCCCAGCUUCACUCCGCCCUCCCGCAGCCUCAUCCCUUCCGUGCAGAGCGGGGAGCGCAGACCCUGAGAGGACUCACACGACACAAGCCCAGGCGCUGGUGCUGAGUGGACUCUGCCGGGAUGCUGUCGCCCUCUCCUCUUGUGAUCCGUUGCGGCGAGUGGAGCGAGAGCAUCCCGUGACUCGUCCUCAAGUGCUGCGACGUACUCACGAUACAACUACUGCAGUCUGACCUCCUACAGUGACGGGGACGUACAGUUGUCUACAGCUAUAGUGGUGGUGGUGGUGGUGGUGUGGUGACGCCGGCAGUGGUGGUGCAGUGAGUGCCUGGGUCAACUUUUCGGGGUUGGAUGGUGUUCCUGGUAACUGGCAAGGCUGAGAUGACCUGACGUGACCUGAUUCUUCCUAUUCGUCCUUACUGCCUCGUCCGGGUCAUGCAUCCCUAGCUGUGCAGCACACGCUACCUGGAUGUCUCCUAUCAGGCUUCAAGAGGCGGACUGCUGACUUCCCAUUUCCAGAACUGCGUCGCUUCGGGGAGGGCGCCGCCGCCGCACCGCACGCCGCGCCACCGAGUCAUGGAAAGGAAGGCGGUGACGCUUGACGCUCCUCCUGACGGCUUCACGGACAAGGCGGUGGAGUAGCGAGGAGGCGGCGGCCGCGAUGGUGGGAGGCAGUGGUGACAGGACGCCGCUACUGAUGGUGGCCCGCUGCCCUUCCCCGUCUGGUGACGACCCUGUGUGGGGAUGCUCCCCCGAACCUGCGUCCGUCCCUCCCCAACCCCCUCCCCUCCCGACUCUCAGCACGGACCAUGUUCAGAAAAAACGAAGGUUCCUCACCAGGCUGGGUCUGUCCUCCAUGCUUUCCCUUCGCACCCCGCCGUCCGUGAGUCCGGGGACGAAAGCGGAAACCACAAAACCUCGCGGAAGGAGCAUCAAUUUGUCUCUCAGUCUACCCUGGACUAGACAAAAGCACGGUGGAAAACAUUGCGCUGUCACUGGAGAUAUUAAAUCGAAGUCUGGAAACAAAAGCUGCCACAGGAGCAGGGCCGCAGAGGAGGAGGAGGAGUCGCCCGUCCUCAUAACUUCCCCAGAGGCAGUAAAAAGGAGAAAACGCCGGCUAUGGUGGGCGUCGAGGGGAUACAAGACUGUUCCAGCAGACUCCCAGACACAACCUACAAGUCAGGUGACCGGCGAGAGGCCAUCACGGGCCUGGGUUCCUGGCGCUCCAGCCUGGUCAUCCGUAAUCCAGGGGCUGCAGUCCGUGGCCCUGGUGUUGGUGGUGUCGCUCCUGAGCCCUGUUGGCGCAUUCUGCCCACGAGGAUGUGUUUGUGACGACGUGAGGCUGCGGUCCCAAUGCGUCAACGCAGACUUAGACGUGAUCCCCAUACUGAUGAACCCCGGCACCCUGGAGCUGAACCUAAGCCACAACAGGAUCAAGACCAUUCUGGAGGGGCUGACCUUUUAUGACGUGCUGCAAUACCUUGACCUCGCCCACAACGAAGUGGUGUCGCUAGGCUCACAAAACUUUGUAUCACAACGGGCUCUCCACACGCUCAUCAUUAACAACAAUAAGGUGUCAAAAAUUCAUAGCAGAGCCUUUCUUGGGCUCACUAAGCUCACAACUUUAGAUUUAAGUGAUAAUUAUAUAGAAAACAUUGAAAACAAUGCUUUUGGCUCCCUAAAUAAAUUGAAAAUUCUCGACUUGUCUAACAAUCGGAUAAAAAAUCUGACUGUAAACACCUUCGCAAAGCUUCGGGGACUGAAAGUGCUCAACUUGUGCAAAAAUGAGCUUAAACAUGUUUUCACUGAAGUGUUUGAGCCUCUAAGAGAGCUGCAGGAACUGGACUUGUGCUCUAAUCAGAUUACGACCAUCCAAAACUUUGCCUUCCAGAACCUAAAGGGUCUAAUCAUCCUUAAACUAAGCAAUAACCAGAUGUAUCACAUCCAAGAAAAGGCCUUCCGCGGCCUGGACUCCCUGAGGUUCCUGGGUCUGAAGGACAACGCGUUCACACACGUGCCCAGCCUCGUCCUUGCGCCCAUUGGCGAUUUGGAAGAACUGGACAUCAGUAUUAACCCCUUGACGACCCUCCCUUUUGCUCCUUUCAUUCAUGUUCCAAAACUUAAAAGUCUCCACAUAUCACGGUGCGAGAAUCUGUCCUCCGUAGACAGCGGAGCGUUUAACAGCUUGGGGUCACUCACUACCCUUGUACUGAGCUUCAACCCUCAGCUAACCUCCCUCCAGCGAGACGUGUUCAAGCCGCUCACCAACCUCAGGCACCUGGUUCUGAGAGGUAACGGCUUGAGGACGUUUGACCAAUCUCUCGUCAGCUCCACUAUUCUCCAGUCCCUUGACCUGCGAGACAAUAGCCUCGAGUGUAAUUGCUCCAUUAAGUGGCUGCAAGAGGCCAGUCUCAACAAUAGCAUCUCUCUCAAAAUUGAGGAGAUUUUGUGCGCAGGACCGGAACUCCUCGCGGGAAGGAGCCUCUCAGAGCUAUCAGAAUAUGAUCUGGAGUGUUACAACAACGUGGUAGUAGUGGCCUCUUGUGCGGCCGCCUCCAUGGCCCUCGUGCUGCUCCUCGUCGCCUUCGGCAUUGUGUACUACAAGAACUGCCGAAAGAUGAAGGCGAUGGUGCACGAUCACUGGCCAGAAAAGAUCGUGGCUACGUGGAAGGACCCAGAGUACCAGAAGCAGCAGCUGGAGGAUGAAGAAUACACUUUCCACUCGCUUCGCGGCGUCCAGCACAUUCCAGUCACAGUCAUCUGACAGGAGCUCGGUGGAGACCAGCCCCCGCCCGCUGGCCUCCACGACGAGCUCAUAAACAGAACAAAGGCGCUCAAAAACACUUUUAAGCCGGAUGAUACCAUCAGGAGAUCCUCUCGCCGCCCCGGAAGCAGUCGGACCCUCCAGGACCACUACUCCUCGCUCAAGACCCCGGGAAGGGCCGCCCACGAUGGUUUCUUUGGUGUGGCUCCUCUGGAGAACGGUGUGGGCUGCACCACCGGUACCAACGGCAGCAGCAACGGCGUCCAUCGCAUCUCGCACUACGUGCCGCCCUCACCUCCACCUGGCGCCGCCCCUCGCAAGCACAAGACGCCCAUUUACGCCGAGCCGCACGUAAAGAUCCGGCAAGGUAGCGGCGAUGGAGCCACCACCAAGGCUUCUAAAGACUCCGGAUACUAUUCCUGCGAGUUUUUGGAUCAGAAUCCGUACACGGGGUCCAUGAAGGAGGCCAGCAAGGGGCGAUCAAACUCUUACCAGUCCAGUAGAAGCCUGGGCCGCCACCUGCCCCCCAGCGACUCGGGAGUGUUCACGCUGAGCCAAAUGUACGCCCACCAGGGGCAGCAGGGGUUCAGCAGCCACCAGGAGGGCAUCUACGACAACAUAAUAUAACGCCAACCGGCCAAAUGAGGACUCUUACGCCCCGUGUUUUCGUGGUCAAUUAUUACAUAAUAUCACGUUUUCCCCUCAUUUGUAUAGCAGAUAGUUACUGUUAUAAGUCACAUUUGUUUCUCUCAAUGCAUGAUAUUGUAAUAUAAAAAAAAUAACUAUAACACCCACAUUACCAACACACCCCAGUUCCUCUUUGCUCAUGAACCUUCCAAGUGAUAGACUCAAGCAGCACUUUUAAGAACGUUGUUUUACCACUCGCGAGGAGUCGGAUUUGGGAGAGUCACCCUCAGAUUUUUAUCACCAUGUACAGUACCGCUCAGUCCCUCCGGACGCCUGCACUCCUUGAUUUUUUAGCUCUUAAGGCUGUUGCUUGGGAUCGGUGCGCCUCAGUCAGCUCUCCGCUGCGCCACCGAUAAUCAAAAGCCUUGGGCGACGCUGAUAAGUCGCCUUUGUCUUGGAUAACAGUGUCAAGUUCAUUGGAAAAUAAUAAUAGUAAUAAUAUUAAAACGAUUUUGUAUACUAUCAACUGUUUUUUCCCGUCAUUAAAACUAUGAUUAUGCUUCA